Ciona intestinalis (vase tunicate) is the source of this 4888-nucleotide messenger RNA. NCBI's taxonomy places the organism in Eukaryota, Metazoa, Chordata, Ascidiacea, Phlebobranchia, Cionidae. The record is from RefSeq and is a predicted model, not a curated record.
AUUUAAAUUUUGUCACCCCAGCUUGUUUAGACAUUUUUGUAAAUUAAUUUUUUUUUAAAUUAAUGCUUUAUUAUGGACAACAAGAAUAUGCCGCACCAAGUAAGGUUUAAAAGUUACAUUGAAUUAAACAAAACCCCAAAUAAAAGCCUACAUCCUGUGAAUCGGCUCGCUCAAAUUAUGCAUGCGAAAAAUUCCAAGCCUCCAGUUUACAAAGUCGCUGAAGGAAAUGACAAUGAUGUUAUAAAAGGAAAAGAGAGUGAAGGGAAACUCAUCUAUAUGGAAUGUUCGGCUAUGGAUAAAACUGUUGUGGGAUUUGGUAGAACAAAGAAAGAUGCACGUUGCCGAGCAGCGGAAAACAUGCUUGAAAAGCUGGAGUUUUACAAAACGAAUAAAAUAAAUGAACCUUAAAAAUCAAACCUUUAAUCGAGUAGGUUGUCAUCAAGUUUACCAGUUGUAAGUGGUACUAAGGGAGAUUAUGUAAGUUAAAGUUAACUAUGCCUAUGCGAAGUCAACCUAAUUUGGUUGUGAGAAAUCGUACCCAUUUACGAAUUAUUUUGCGUUGCGUAUCAUUCAAUAGUUUACCUUCCUAAUUUAGGAAAAUUUUGUAGAUUCGGAUGAAAAAGCUCAUUUUGCAACUAAACUCAUUUUUUUCAAACUGGUGUUGGGCAUUUUUAAAAUAAACACAUUUGUGUUUAUUUUAUGCAAAUUUUUGCGAUAUUAUUUGAUAGUUAUUUGUUAACAAAAUGGUUGUGCUAUGUUUUUAAUUCAAAUUGUGUCUUAUUUGUAAGGAAUAUCUUCCUUUACUUUUACCGUGAACUGAUUAUGAAAAUAUGCGUUUUGUUGUGCAAUAUGUUAAAAGGUGUUUUAUGCUAAAUCUGUUGUGUCUAACAUACCCUAUAUGUUUAAACUUUUUAAUGUAGCCUAUUCAAUGUCCAAAGUACUCAGUUUUAAAAAUGUAAUUUACGAAUUAUGAUUUUCUUUCAUUUGAUCAUUAUUUUUAACUAACUUAACUACCAUUUAGAUCCAUUGCUUUAAGUUUUACAACCAUGUUAAACGUUACAAAAUAUAAAUGCAUUGGUUGACCAUUGAUAGAUAUAACAUGGAUACUUGUUCAUUGGACAUAAUUUGAGCCUACUCUCUAUGGAUUAAUUCAGAUACAACAAUAUCAGGAUAGUUAACAUGGUUCAACUCUGGAUUGUUUUCCGUACUUUGAUUCUUGCACUGAUCAACGUGUUGGCAUUGGUGGGAAAUUUUUUAGUUUGUUUUACUUUAUACAGACGUCAGUUUUUGCUCACACCAAGCAACAAAUUGGUCUUCAGUUUAACAUGUUCAAACUUGGCCUUUUCUACUUUUGUUCUUCCAUUUGCUGUGGCAAGCAGCUUCCUACAAAAAUGGCCGCUUGGAAGUUUAUGGUGCUCUGUUGCAGGAUAUUUUUCUUUGACAAUUUUCAGCUCCAGCAUGUUUACACUUUCGGCAAUCUCAUAUGAUAGAUACUGCGCCAUAGUUCACCCCUUAAAAUAUCCUUCCCGAAUCACAAGUUACCGUGCUACAUUCAUUAUCAUAUUAUGCUGGCUUGUAUCUGGAUCAUGUUCACUACCCCCACUAUUCGGUACCUGGUCAUCUUAUGAGUUUACAAUCGCAAAACUCAGUUGUUUGCCAGCAUGGAGCAGCAACCAUGGCUUCAGCAUGUUCUGGUUGAUUUUAUGCUGUCUCCUGCCUUACUGCGUGAUGAUUGGUUGCUAUUGCCGCAUAUUUUAUGUGGCACAGAAGAAAGCAAGUGGAAUAGGGAUCAGUCAACAAAUUAUAGAUUCCCAAAUCAAUAUACUUGAAUGUGAUGAUGAAACCCAUGUUAAGCCUGGCAUUACUUCAUCGGACGUUCAUAAGAUACCUCCCCAUGUGCCAGGUGCAUUUGCUGUAAACGUAGCAUUAUCAAACAUGGAGGAUUCCGGGAUCGUCACAAGUUUUAUCACAAAAGAUGUUGAACAACUCCCGCACCCAAACCAAGUCCUGGUAAUUCCAGCCACGCGAGGAUUCAUUCAUUCACUCCUACCACCACAACAGGAAAAUGCAGCAGAGAUAAACAUGCAAGAAAUGAACACAAAUCGCCACGAUGAAGUAUUAAAAGAUCCUCCUAUUAACGAUUCCUUGAACAACAAUACGGAUAUUAUAAAAGAUGCUCAUCUAUCUGCUUCCCUGAUCCCUGGAUCUUCUCAUAAAUCCUCUAGUGAUCAUCAGGAACCUGCAACCUCUGCAUCGCAUCAGGAUAAUUCUUCCGCUUUCUUUAAUAACAAAAUUGGCUCCAUCAAUGAAACAGUUGAAAGCAAAAGUUACAGAAACAAAGAAAGUUUCAGGAACCGGCAAGAAGCAUGGCAACGUUCUAUAGACACCACAACAUCAAAUAACACACAUGGUGGUUCAUCAUUCACACAUCAUACUACAAGUGCUAGAAAGUCACUUUUAUUCAAUUAUUCACAUUACUAUGCUAAUCAAAGAAAAACACUGUGCACGAUAUUCUUUGUUGUUGGGGUGCUUCUGUUCACUAUUGGUCCCUUUAUCGUAACUUCGUUGUUGGAAACAUUCCUACCUGUAAAAUAUAUCAACGACACAAGUCUUACCACAAACCAGUCUUCACUGAAGCAUGAAACAUCUAUACCUGAAUGGUGGCUUUCUGUGGUUGCUUGUCUCAUGUAUUUAAAUUGUGCUCACUACCCUGUUAUAUAUGGAGCAUGGAAUCGAACCGUUAGAAAAGAAAUGAAAUCUUUGAUUUUUGGGACUUCCAGAGGACCAAAGACAAAAAGAACAAGGAUUUUGAGUUUGUCUACUCAUUUUAAAGAUUUGGGAUUAUCACCGCGACUCACUGCUGCCAUAAUGGAAGAAUCGGCCGCUGUGGCCACUAUUGUUCGUCCGAUGCAAAUUGAACGAAAGACAUCUGUAAAAAAUAAAAAAAAAUGGUUAAGAACUAAGAAAGAAGUGAAUUGCACAAAAUCCAAUGUUUCCGAGGUCAAAAGCGAAGAUUGUUUAACUUUUCAAAACCAAAACACCACAUCUCUGGUGGUUCCUUCAAUUAGAACAACCAACAAUGAAAAUAACAAUUCAAACCAAUUAAGAGAGCGUGAAAAACUCGGCUCCAACCCCAUUCAAAUAAACAGAAGCGAAAUAACCGACAAUGAGAUCCUCUCGUCUUUUUUGCUUUUUUCUCCUCCAGAACUUGGUCCAGGAGUUCAAUAUAAAGGCUGUGAAAGAGAAAAUAAAAAUUCUGCUCUGUCAAAUAAUCAGAUUUUUGCUACUGAAAAUAUGCCUGACAGGAUGGCCACAGAUUCAAGGGCGAGUAGUCCUUAUGUAAGUGACAAUGAUGCUGCUACCAUUAACCUUAGUUCUGAUGAGGAAGAAGGAAUCGAACUUCAAAAUAUGGCAAUAGAAAAACAAGACCUAGAUCAAAAUAUGGGGUUGAGGAAACGAGAAUUGCAUCAAAAUAUUGCAUCAAAAAAACUAAUUCAUUUAAAACCAGAUGGUCCGAUUAGAAUUAAACGAUGGAAAAAGCCUCAAAUGGUUGAUUACUUUGCGCAGACAAUGGCUUAUGAUUUAUUAGAAGAUGUGAGAAAAUAGAAAGAAAUAUUAUCUUUUCGCUCCCAGUUUCAUGCUAUGUCAUUUAAAUAUAGUACUGUGGGAUGGAACACCUUUAGCACAUAAUACCCAAAUAUCUUGUGUUUUAAACAAUUAACAACGGUCUAUAGGAGUCGUGAGGAACAAAAAAUAGAGUAAAAAAGGUGUUUGUCUUUCCCCACAGUACUAUAUAUGUUUACUUGCCGUAUAUUAAUGAUACAUCAGAUAUUAUUUUAUGAUUAAAUUUUAUCAAUAACAUAUUAUCUGAAUGUAUCAUUAAUUUUAUUUUAUUUAACAUUUUAUGCAAUGUACCAAUACCAAUACCAAAUUUUCAUGAUUAAAACAAUCAUAGAGAUAUUGAUAUAUAUCAUAUAUAUAUCAAUAUCACACUAUAUUUUAUUGAUUAUAAUCAUUCAUAAAAGUAAUAAUACACUAGAUAGGAAAAUAUUUCAUUUAUAAAAUUAAUAUAAAUUAAAUAACAUUUUUAUGGCCAAGUUCAAUCAUAGUUUCAAGUUUUUAAUUUUCUUGUUACCUUUAAUGUUUUAAAUGAAUUUACCUUCAAUACCCUGCCAUACCAAGACACUGUAUGUAGAUAGUGACAUGCCAUGUUUUUUAUUCAUGCAUUUGUUGUAUUUAUGUUGUACUCAUAUUUAAAUUUUUAUCAUGGAUUUGAAUUUUUUACAAAAUCUGGGGUAACAUGGUUACAAUGCAGUUAUAUCAUAAAGUGAAUCAUAGGGAACAUCAUUGAUUAUUGUGGUGAAUGUUGUAUAUUUUGGGCCAAAUAUAAAUGUAAAACUGGGCUGCUAACGCAUAUUAAAUUUCACCUGUUUUAAAACUGGGGUGCCGUGCUACCUCAGUACAGUGACGUUAUGAUUGUAGUAUGAUGAUUGCCCCUAAAGUGACGCCUAUGUUUCUACUUUAAAAUUGAUUGCAGUAUCCGGUACUAUUGGUUCCCAUGCGCUCCUUGUUAUAUUUUUUUUACUUUUUCUGGUUUCUGUUUUUUUUGUUUUUUUUUCUGGUUUGUGUUUAUUUUUAAUUCUAAACAGUACCUUGCAGUGUCAUACCUGUAUUUUGGCUCUGUUUCAAAAAAAAUAUUUUGUCAAAUGCUUUGCGCUUUCCCAAAAUUUUUGCCAUAUUACAAGUAUAAAUAUUCCUGCCAGCAACAGUAUAUAUUGCAGUAUCAUUUUAAAACGUAGUAUUAUUUUUUAUACAAAACAAUUUUUACCAAAUGCAGUUAUUUUUCAAUCAUUAAAAACAUAUUUUACAUUCAUGCAUUAAUAUACAG